GUUCAAAGUUGUUUGGUAUGAUGUAGAGGAUGCUAGUGGAUUUCUUGUGGUGGUAAACAAGGAAUACCAUGCAAACUCAAGUCUAAUCUCAAUCAGGUUUUAGUUUGAGUCUGAUAAGAUAUCUCUCUUUGCAGGCUCUGAAGUAAACUAAUUUUUGUGGACUUCGUUAAAGCGAAAUGGUUUCCAACGCUACAGCAAGACUGAUAUGUCCAUCUCCAAUGAAACCUACAUCAAAUGGAAUAUUUCAGGGAGAUGAUCCUCUUCAAUUUACACUGCCUCUUGUCAUUUUGCAGAUAUGCCUUGUACUUGUAGUUACAAGGGGUCUGGCUUUCAUCCUAAAGCCAUUAAGACAGCCACGAGUUAUUGCAGAGAUAAUUGGAGGAAUAUUACUUGGGCCAUCAGCUCUGGGACGAAGCAAAAGCUAUAUGCAAGCAAUUUUCCCACCAAAAAGUCUCCCAGUCUUAGAUACUCUAGCAAACAUUGGUCUUCUAUUAUUUCUAUUUCUGGCAGGACUUGAGUUAGAUCCUAAAUCUCUUCGUCGGACUGGAAAGAAAGCAUUGGGCAUUGCUCUUGCAGGAAUCAGCCUUCCUUUUGCAUUAGGAAUUGGUUCCUCAUACGUCCUAAAAGAAACAAUAUCUAAAGGUGUAAAUGGAAAUGCGUUUCUUGUCUUCAUGGGUGUGGCCCUCUCCAUAACUGCCUUCCCUGUCUUAGCUCGUAUUCUGGCUGAACUGAAACUUUUAACCACUGAUGUUGGAAAAAUGGCUAUGUCAGCUGCAGCAGUCAAUGAUGUGGCUGCUUGGAUUCUACUUGCUCUUGCCAUUGCACUCUCUGGCACUGGCAAAUCUUCCCUUGUCCCGCUUUGGAUCUUCUUAUCUGGCUGCGUUUUUUUUGUUUGUGCAAUUUUGAUUGUUCCCCCAAUCUUCAAAUGGAUAGCCCAGAGAUGCCAUGAAGGCGAGCCAGUAAAAGAGACUUACAUUUGUGCUACAUUGGCCGUUGUUCUGGCUGCUGGGCUUGUUACUGAUGCUAUUGGAAUUCAUGCCAUGUUCGGUGCUUUCGUGAUUGGAGUUCUCAUACCAAAGGAUGGGCCAUUUGCAGGCACUCUUGUGGAAAAAGUUGAGGAUCUUGUAUCUGGUCUCUUCCUGCCACUGUACUUUGUUUCAAGUGGAUUGAGGACAAAUAUAGCCACAAUUCAGGGGCUUCAAUCAUGGGGUCUUCUGGUUUUAGUCAUAUUUACUGCCUGUUUUGGGAAGAUAUUUGGCACUCUUUUGGUGACUCUUCUUUGCAAAGCACCUCUCCGUGAAGCUCUCACAUUGGGAUUCCUAAUGAACACUAAAGGCUUGGUUGAACUCAUUGUUCUCAACAUUGGUAAAGAUAGAAAGGUAUUGAACGACCAGACUUUUGCCAUUAUGGUUCUAAUGGCCCUGUUCACUACCUUCAUCACCACACCUAUUGUCAUGGCAAUAUAUAAGCCAGAAAAAAGGAAAAGAAUGGCUGAUUACAAGAAUAGAACAAUUGAAAGGAAGAAUCCAAAUACCCAACUUAGGAUUUUGACCUGCUACCACAGUGCAAGAAACAUUCCAUCAAUUAUUAACCUCCUUGAGGCCUCAAGAGGAUCUGAGAAGCGUGAAGGACUUUCUGUGGAUGCACUGCACCUCAUGGAACUCUCUGAGAGGUCCUCAGCUAUAAUAAUGGUACAUAAGGCAAGAAAACAUGGGUUGCCCUUCUGGAAUAAGAGCCAGCAAUCAGAUUCUAACCAUGUUGUUGUGGCGUUUGAGGCUUACAGGCAAUUAAGUCAUGUGUCCAUCCGGUCAAUGAAAGCAAUCUCAUCAAUGUCAGACAUGCAUGAAGACAUCUGUAACACUGCUGAGACAAAUAGAGCUGCAAUUAUAAUUCUUCCAUUCCAUAAGCACCAAAGAGUGGAUGGUUCACUCGAGACUACCCGAAAUGACUUUGUCUUGGUUAAUCUUAAGGUUCUUGAACAUGCACAGUGCUCAGUAGGGAUUUUGGUUGAUCGUGGACUUGGUGGAACCACUCAAGUAGCAGCGAGUAAUGUUUCUUAUUUCAUUAUAGUCCCCUUCUUUGGGGGCUGUGAUGACCGUGAAGCCCUUGCUUAUGGGGUUCGCAUGGCUGAACACCCUGGUAUAAGACUAAUGGUCAUUCGUUUCAUAGUGGAACCUGAAAGCAUGGGAGAAAUUGUCAGAGUGAAUAUAGACUCCUCUUCUAGCACCGAAUUGAGGUCAUCAGAUGAGGAGUUCCUUGCUAAAUUCAAGCAGAAUAUGGCCAAGGAUGACUCCAUCAAAUAUGAAGAGAAAUUGGUCAGAAAUGCUGCAGAUACAAUUGCUGUGCUCAGUGAGCUAAAGUGCUGCAAUCUGUUUUUGGUUGGUCGAAUGCCUGAAUGUGAAGCAGCCUUGGAUUUAAGCAGGAGUGAUUGCCCAGAACUGGGGCCUGUAGGAAGUUUGUUGACUUCACCUGAUUUCUCAACAACAGCAUCAGUUUUGAUAGUCCAGCAAUAUAAAAGCAGAGCAUCUCCAAAUUUGACCCUGCAAAUGGAGGAUGAGUCACCUGACAAAGACUCAGAAUCUAACUAAUUGAACUACAGAAUGUAAUUGAAAGAUGUCAGAUUAGCUUGUCUUCUUAGGUUAUGAUUCUCACUCUUAGACAAAUCACUGUCUCUCCUUGUUAUACAUUUUUUUUUUUUUUAUAAGAAAAGCUACUUAUCAUAUGGUCAUUUGUUUAGAAUCUCAUAUGUUCUUAUUCACUUAAAAUGAUUGACAUUUUACAUCUCAACACAUUAAAGAAUAAAGAACAAAAUGAAAUUUCUUUA
Messenger RNA from Quercus robur (English oak), 2824 nucleotides. Its product is annotated as cation/H(+) antiporter 18-like. Gene Ontology annotation, biological process: regulation of pH; proton transmembrane transport. The coding region runs from base 177 to 2588 and encodes 803 amino acids. Gene Ontology annotation, molecular function: antiporter activity. Lineage: Eukaryota; Viridiplantae; Streptophyta; Magnoliopsida; Fagales; Fagaceae. The record is from RefSeq and is a predicted model, not a curated record. The transcript is spliced from 3 exons. Gene Ontology annotation, cellular component: endomembrane system; membrane.